Messenger RNA from Saccharomyces cerevisiae S288C, 1689 nucleotides. RefSeq names its product phosphopantothenoylcysteine decarboxylase complex subunit SIS2 (gene SIS2). The coding region runs from base 1 to 1689 and encodes 562 amino acids. Gene Ontology annotation, cellular component: nucleus; cytoplasm. The record is from RefSeq and is marked reviewed. The transcript has a single exon. Gene Ontology annotation, molecular function: catalytic activity. Lineage: Eukaryota; Fungi; Ascomycota; Saccharomycetes; Saccharomycetales; Saccharomycetaceae.
AUGACUGCCGUCGCCUCUACUAGCGGGAAGCAAGAUGCUGACCAUAACCAGUCUAUAGAGUGUCCAAGGUUUUCGCGUGGACAGAAAGAGAUUUUGUUGGACCAUGAGGAUGCGAAGGGGAAGGAUUCAAUAAUCAACUCCCCCGUGUCAGGGAGGCAAUCAAUAAGCCCUACUUUGUCGAAUGCUACUACCACGACUACGAAAUCUAUUAUGAAUGCCACCGGCACCUCCGGCGCAGUAGUAAGUAAUACUCCGGAGCCUGGUUUGAAGAGAGUCCCCGCCGUCACUUUCAGUGAUCUAAAGCAACAGCAAAAGCAGGAUAGUCUGACUCAGCUGAAGAACGACUCAGAAAGGACCAAGUCUCCAAAUAGUAAUCCUGCUCCUGUCUCAAAUUCCAUUCCUGGCAAUCAUGCAGUUAUACCGAACCACACCAACACUUCAAGAACAACGCAAUUAUCUGGGUCUCCACUCGUCAACGAAAUGAAAGAUUAUGAUCCUAAGAAAAAAGACAGUGCUCUUAAAAUAGUUGAUACCAUGAAGCCUGACAAAAUCAUGGCCACUUCAACGCCAAUAAGUAGAGAAAAUAAUAAGGUAACCGCCAAAGCCCCCACCAGUAUUACACUUCGAAAGGAAGAUGCACAAGAUCAAGCUAACAAUGUUUCAGGCCAAAUUAAUGUGCGUUCUACCCCGGAAGAAACGCCAGUGAAGCAGUCCGUCAUUCCUUCCAUCAUCCCCAAAAGAGAGAACUCCAAGAAUUUGGAUCCCAGACUACCUCAAGAUGAUGGAAAAUUGCACGUGUUGUUUGGCGCUACAGGUUCGUUAUCGGUAUUUAAGAUCAAGCCAAUGAUUAAAAAACUAGAAGAAAUAUAUGGACGUGAUAGAAUAAGCAUUCAAGUUAUCCUCACUCAAUCAGCAACACAGUUUUUCGAACAAAGAUAUACCAAGAAAAUUAUCAAAUCUUCAGAAAAACUAAAUAAAAUGUCGCAGUACGAAUCCACUCCGGCAACUCCAGUGACACCAACACCAGGACAAUGCAACAUGGCUCAAGUAGUCGAGUUACCCCCACAUAUUCAACUAUGGACCGACCAAGAUGAAUGGGACGCAUGGAAACAACGAACUGAUCCUGUACUUCAUAUAGAACUACGUCGCUGGGCGGAUAUACUGGUAGUAGCUCCAUUAACUGCAAACACAUUAUCAAAAAUUGCUUUGGGCCUGUGCGACAAUCUUCUGACAAGUGUCAUUAGAGCUUGGAAUCCGAGUUAUCCCAUUCUUUUGGCACCUUCUAUGGUGAGUAGCACUUUUAAUUCUAUGAUGACAAAGAAGCAACUACAAACGAUAAAGGAGGAAAUGUCCUGGGUCACUGUUUUCAAGCCGUCUGAGAAAGUUAUGGAUAUAAAUGGUGAUAUUGGUCUCGGGGGUAUGAUGGACUGGAAUGAGAUUGUUAACAAAAUCGUUAUGAAAUUGGGUGGGUACCCAAAAAAUAACGAGGAAGAGGACGAUGAUGAGGAUGAGGAAGAAGACGACGACGAAGAAGAAGAUACAGAAGAUAAGAACGAAAACAACAACGAUGAUGAUGACGAUGACGACGAUGACGACGACGACGACGACGACGACGACGACGACGACGACGAUGAUGACGAGGACGAGGACGAAGCAGAAACCCCAGGUAUAAUAGAUAAGCAUCAAUAA